AAUCAUUAAGCACCACAAUCACUACGCAGCCUAGCAUUAAUAAUGACAUUGAAAAGCGCUCGCAAGUUCAUUACGAAAGGCGACGGGCGUACGGGGGCUCGACGAGUCUUCACUGCGUGUUUUAUCUGUGUUUGGUUUUUUUUUUUUUCGCCGGCGUCAAAAGACGCGUGCACCGUGAUACAGGCAGAAAAACGCGCCGCACUCGCAGAAAGCCGCCGGCGCUCCGAUGGUGCGGAGCUGCGUCGAAGACGACGACGAGAAAAAAACCUGUCCCGAAAUUUGUGCACACACGAAACGCGAGCACAUCAUGCAGUUGGUGCGUUUCUUGCUGCAGAUGCUCAACGCGUUCGGCAGCGCGCCUCCGCAGGAUGUGCACGUGCAGGACAUCACGACGCUGGACAACACCGGCGUGCGGCAUGAACGCAACGCCAGUCAACCACCCACACUCGGAUUCCAGGCAGCCGCCCCCAGGGCUGGCGGUGACUGCGAGCCCAUCGUGCUGACGCUGGGCGUAAACAAAAUCAAGCUGACGGCACGUCCGAUCGGCAACUGCGAACGCUGCUGCAAUAUGAAGAUGCGCAAGGACAUCCGCCUCUUGCUCUACACGAAGAACAAUCCGACUAAUGAGAUCCCGCUGCAAAUACGCGCCGGGAGCCUGAAGCGCGCUGGUUUCAAUCCCGACCAUCCGACGGUUGUGUUUGUGCAUGGUUUCGUCGAAGUGUGCAAAACCUCAUCGAGUUCAUACGCUAUCCGUGAUGCGUACAUGGGCCGCCCGGAGCCGUACAAUGUCAUCUUAGUAGACUGGACCAAUCUGUCCGCAGGGCCCUGGUACGGCCAGGCGGCUCAGAACACAAUCGUCGUCGCUGAUGUACUCGCCAAGUUCCUGCGGGCUUUCCACAAGUCGGGCGAGUUGUCCCUGGACCGCGUGCACCUGAUCGGCUUCAGCCUGGGCGCGCAGGUCGUUGGCAUGGCCGGCAAGCACCUGCGCGCGUGGCACCUUGUCAAUCGGAUCACCGGGCUGGACCCAGCGCUGCCGCUUUAUCCCGUCAAAGACGUGGCGCACCGCGUCACCAAGGACGACGCGCAAUUUGUGGACAUCAUUCACACGAGUCCUUUACUGCUGGGAUAUCCGGUGUCAAUCGGGCAUGCGGACUUCUACGUGAAUCCCGGGGCGGACUUCCAGCCGGGCUGCACAUUCGAGGAUCUAGUCUUGCGUAAUGAAAUCGAUGACUAUUUUUCCUGCAGUCACCAACGCGCGUGGAACACCUACGUUGAUACAGUAAAGUACCCAGACAAAUAUCCUGCCUACCAGUGUGAUUCGAAGCAAAGAAAUUGCAAAUUCAGCAAUGUUUACAUGGGCUACAAUGUUUCGAGAAGCAGCAGAGGAGAUUAUUACGUCAGAACCGCCUAAGAACCCCACAAACCGAGGCGUAGAAAACUCCUGACGAAGGAUAAAUACGUAUUAAAUGAUAGAAUAGCACCAGAUACAUAUUUAUCAGGUCGCAAUCUGAGUACUGAGUACAAUUUAUGUAUUUAUGACCGAUUCUUCGAUCGGUAGCGUGUCUCUCCAAUGGAAUUCAGGUGACCUGUACAUAGAAGUGCCAUUUGAACCUAGCUGCUUUUAAAAGAUUGGUGUCAUCGUGCCGAAUUGAAUUGUAGCCGUAGGUGGCUGUAGAUUGCACCCUCGUGGGGCCCGAUUUUGUUGCCGAAAUAAGUCGCAAUAAAAAGUGCCAAUAAAACUCCCCCAAAUAAAACGCUCCAAUCAUCGAUGGGCGGUAAUGGUUUAUUGCCGAGUGUUAAAUUUUUGUGUUUAUCUCGACGAUGUGAUAUUAACAAACAUAGCUGUAAGUACGCGUAAAUCCAGAUGAGAAAUAAAUGUGUUUGUGCCUCACCCACAAAACUACUUAAAUUCAA
Dalotia coriaria is the source of this 1914-nucleotide messenger RNA. RefSeq names its product endothelial lipase-like. Gene Ontology annotation, molecular function: lipase activity. The coding region runs from base 227 to 1411 and encodes 394 amino acids. The record is from RefSeq and is a predicted model, not a curated record. The transcript has 6 exons. Gene Ontology annotation, biological process: lipid catabolic process. Lineage: Eukaryota; Metazoa; Arthropoda; Insecta; Coleoptera; Staphylinidae.